Messenger RNA from Epinephelus moara (kelp grouper), 1610 nucleotides. It is a transcript of the gene ntpcr, whose product is annotated as nucleoside-triphosphatase, cancer-related. Bases 69 to 656 code for a protein of 195 amino acids. Gene Ontology annotation, molecular function: ATP hydrolysis activity. Lineage: Eukaryota; Metazoa; Chordata; Actinopteri; Perciformes; Serranidae. The transcript is spliced from 5 exons. The record is from RefSeq and is a predicted model, not a curated record.
UACCGCGCAUGCGUUAGCUCGAUGUGUACGGAAGUACUGCAGCAGCAUAGUGAACGGUGCAAACUGAAAUGUUCAGACACGUUUUCCUGACAGGACCUCCAGGUGUGGGGAAAACCACUCUGGUCCGGAAAGCCUGCGAGGCUUUAGUGUCAUCAGGACUGGGAGUUGAGGGUUUUUACACAGAGGAGGUCAGAGAGGGAGGCCGGAGAGUCGGCUUUGAUGUAGUCACAGUGACAGGAGAGAGGGGCCACCUGUCCAGAGUCAGAGACGCUGCUGGGUCAUCCCAUGGCAGACGGGAAUACACAGUUGGGCAGUAUGUGGUUGACUUGCCUUCAUUUGAAAACCUGGCUCUCCCCCUCUUCAGAAAUGUUGGGUCAGCAGAUGGGGGGAACAGGAAGGUGUUUGUCAUUGACGAGAUUGGCAAAAUGGAGCUCUUCAGCCAGUCGUUCAUCAGGGCGGUGAGACAGACUUUAGACAGCUCCUCUUGCACCAUCCUGGGCACCAUCCCCAUCCCCAAGGGUAAACCACUGGGUCUCGUGGAGGAGGUGCGGAGCAGGAGGGAUGUCAAGGUCUUCACUGUGUCAAAGGAAAACAGAAAUGCCAUUCUACAAGACAUUAUAGCAGCACUACAAAACUGUCUACAACAAACAGCCUGAUAAAACCAGUACACACAGCCAGACUGUUCAGUGAAACUACACACACUUCCUAACUGGGUUUUUGACCUGACCUGAGGGGGCACAGUGAGCUGCUGGAAGAGUUAGUGUGUCACAUGCAUGUAUUUAUGUACUCAAUUCAUUUUUUUCCUUUCUCAUAAAGCCUCAAAAUGGAUUGCAUGCUGAAUAAUUGAUUGUGAGAUGGAGCACAGCGGGGGAAUUGUUCAGUUAGUGUGUAAAUAUCCCGUGCUCUCAGAGUCAGACACUGCUAGUCCUUAAAACAGCUGUGUUUUAUGUUUUUUUAUUCAGCUGUUGGUCUUACAGAGAUUCCAGCAGGCAGUUCUAAUAUUAAUUCAUCCACGAGGACAAGUGCUGCUAAUUCUUUCAUAACGGGGCAAACAAAGCAGUGCCCCUGUUUAUUCAUUUAGUUCUGUGCUGUGUGAGCCCCCUCCCCUUCUUGUGUUUGUCUAGUCAACCUGAGGAUGUGCUCAUUGAAAAUCAAUCAAUAUUUAACGGUGGAGCUAUGUCCAAUCCUUUCAUGGUUUAUUCAUCCACUAGCAUGAAGGAAGAAAUGGAAAAAUAAACAGUUAUUGUCUCUCUGCAAUGAGAUUGUUUUUCUCUGGUUAUCAUUUCUUCUGUUUAAAGAUGGAAACUGUUCGUUUGUUCAGCAGUUGCAAAUGUUUUCAUAGCGAUGGUAAGCUUCAGUUUUGUUUUCAAAAUAAAUAUGCUUCUCUUUUGUUUUAGGGAUUUUGUGCUCUAUCCUGGGAGAUAAUGGCAUCUCUGUCCAUGUGCAGCCAGAUUACAGUGAAGGAUAAAUAGUAUCACUGACUAUAGGAUUUCUGAGAUGUCAGAGUGCAUUUAUGAAGGAUUUAUUACAGUAGUGCAGCUCAAAAGAGGUCUCUGAAGGAUUUUACAGCUAUAGAACGAGGCAUGUUGUCAAACUUGAAGUGAAGCUCU